AGCCAACCCCACCAGCCUAAAGCAGAGUCGGCCCCGCGACGACUCUCUCUCUCUCUCUCUCAAAUUCUUCACACAGGAGGGCAUCAAUUUCUUCUUCUUCUUCUUCUCCUCUCUCUCUCCUAUAACAACACAAUAACACCAUGUCAUCCACCGGCGACUCCGCCAGCAGAGGCGGCCCCCUGCCUCUGCUUUACUUCUGCUACCAGUGCAAUCGCACCGUCUCCAUAACCCCCCCACCUGCCUCCGACCUAGUCUGCCCCAAUUGCAACGGUGGAUUCCUCGAAGAAUACGAAGAUCCCGUCAUCAACCCCAACCCUAACCCUAACCUCAAUCCCUUCUUCUCCUCCUCCCCCUCCGACCCCCUCUCCGGCUUCCCCUCCUUCUCCGCCGGCUUCCCCCUCGUCUUCUCCGGUGCCGGCUCCGGCUCCGGCUCCGGCUUCCAACUCCAAAACCCUAGCGAUCUCUCCGCUCUCUUCGGACCCGGCCAAUCCCAACAACAAGGGGCAGGGCUUCACGGUCCCGGUGAGUUCAAUCCUUUCGCAUUCCUCGAGAAUUACAUCAAUAACCUUAGGGCAGGCGGCGCUAACAUCCAACUCGUCAUCGAGAACAACGAUCCCAUGGGGGGUUUUGGGCUUCCUACGAAUCUAGGCGAUUACUUCAUCGGCCCCGGCCUCGAGCAACUCAUACAGCAACUGGCCGAGAACGAUCCCAACCGCUACGGCACCCCUCCGGCUUCCAAGUCGGCCGUCGAGGCUCUCCCGAGUAUUAACAUCUCCGAUCAGCUGCUCGCCUCGGAUUCGUCCGAUUCCCAGUGCGCUGUCUGUAAGGACACUUUCCAAGUCGGCGAGGAGGCGAAGCAGAUGCCAUGUAAGCACCUGUACCAUUCCGACUGUAUUCUCCCUUGGUUGGAGAUGCACAAUUCUUGUCCAGUUUGUCGGUAUGAGUUGCCUACGGAUGACCCUGAUUAUGAGAUGAAUAGGACUGUUACUCGCGGGUCCCCUAUCCCGGGUUUGGCACCGGGGGGUGUUGGUGGCGGUGCUAGUGGGGGAUCUCAGGAGAAUCCUCUGACCCCACGCACUGCAGAAAGGAGGUUUAGGAUAACGUUACCUUGGCCGUUUAGGGCGUUUGGCUCGCCUGCGGAAACUAGCAACAGCGGGGCCAGCAACACCGGUCACAAUGAUGGGGAUUCCAACUCGGGAGGUCAAGCCAGAGAAGAAGAUCUAGACUGACAAAUUCUUGGGGCUUGGGCAGUACUGUGUCCUGAGACUUAGUCUUGAGCAGAAUAAAGGUCCUCUCACCCAUCAGCUCAUUCAAUUGUAUCAAGCACAGUCAACUCUGACUAAUUGAUUAGCGCUCGCUGUGGCUACAAUCUAACACCAAAUAUGUUGAGGCACGUUGGGGUGGAAAGUGGAACCAUGAUUUGGAACGACAUCAUUCAAUUGUACCCAUACUUUUCGUUUAUUUUUUUAGUGUUCUCAUUUUCUUGAUGGAAGAAUCUAGAGUCUGGUAUGUGUCCUUGAUUUGAUCUUCUAGGAGGUCGAGAUGUUCUUCAGCUUUGAACAUUUUCUUUCUUUUGCUGUUCUGAGCCCAGUG
Rhododendron vialii is the source of this 1593-nucleotide messenger RNA. RefSeq names its product E3 ubiquitin-protein ligase RING1. The transcript has 2 exons. Gene Ontology annotation, biological process: protein ubiquitination. NCBI's taxonomy places the organism in Eukaryota, Viridiplantae, Streptophyta, Magnoliopsida, Ericales, Ericaceae. The record is from RefSeq and is a predicted model, not a curated record. Gene Ontology annotation, cellular component: cytoplasm. The coding region runs from base 141 to 1229 and encodes 362 amino acids. Gene Ontology annotation, molecular function: ubiquitin protein ligase activity.